This is a messenger RNA of Acyrthosiphon pisum (pea aphid), 2639 nucleotides long. RefSeq names its product putative mediator of RNA polymerase II transcription subunit 26. Bases 644 to 2482 code for a protein of 612 amino acids. The record is from RefSeq and is a predicted model, not a curated record. The transcript has 4 exons. NCBI's taxonomy places the organism in Eukaryota, Metazoa, Arthropoda, Insecta, Hemiptera, Aphididae.
ACUAUGAACGUCACCGGCACGCGCGCGCUCGUAUGAUGACGUUUUAUAUAAUAUUGUAACAAAAGCUUUUGACGCAGACUGUAAUAUUAUCAUAACAGUAAUAUUAGACGUGAUUAAUCACGAUUAGGUAGUUGAACGAAACAGAUUCAUUUCGAUGACUGCAAAUCUGCAAUAAUAUAUAAUAUUAUGAUAUAUUAUUAUUCGUCGACUAGCCUGCUGCAGUCGUGAACAAUAUUAUAUUGUAUUGUUAUUAUGCGCCGUAGUAAGCAGAUAUUAUGGUAUUUAAUGUGAAAUUAUUAUUUAGACGGUGGAAAACCAUAUUAUAAUAUUCGUAGACGAUUAAGUAGAUGAUUUAUUUUUCAUGCGUGUGGUAUAAUUGUAACGAUUCGUAGGCAGUGUAAAUGACAUACGACUAUUAUUUCACACAUUUUUCCCGGUCAAAUGCGCUGUCGUAUUUAUUUUCACUUUCGUGUAUUUUUGACAGUACGACGACGAGGACGACGAGGAAGAGUUGUUGGAGCAGCAGCAACAGCAUCAUCCACAGACACAACGACACAAUUAUGGAAUACAACCGGCGGCGCAGCAGGUGGCUGCGGCGUCGGCAGCGGCGUCUGACAACGACAGCAGCGGCACGAUCAGCGGAAUGUUGGCCGACUUUAGUCGGUCCAUAGCCAACAUGAACGGCAGUGGAUCCACGACGACAACGGCCACUCCGCUGUACAACGGAAGCGACAAAUUUGGCGAAAACAACAACAAAUACGAUUCCGUGCCAAGCGAAAACGCCCAAAAACAACAGUAUCAACAACAGACGCAACAGCAACAACAGCAAUACCAACAACAUGGUUUCACCGACGGGUUUUCGACGUCCUCCGGUACAACGACGCAACUGCGGCGCACCCAAUCGAUCAUCAGUCAAAACCUGCGCGACCAACAGUACCAGCUGUACUGUACUGGUUCGUCGCCGCCGCUCCAGCAGCUGCAGCCGGUCCAGCAACAUCAGUACGGCGACACCGCCGUCGCUCAACUGCAGCAGCAAACCGCCAACAACGCUUACGGACAGGCGGAAGACGGCGGCUUGUUGUACGGAACCGGUGGCGUCGGAACAGGACCGUCGAGCAUCGUCGCGAGACAGGCGCAGCAACAGCAACAAACUAUCGCCGCUGCGUCACAGCUGCGACAGCAACAGUACACGGCCGCCGGCAUCGCCACUGCCAAUAGUUUGCAGACCGAAACGAAUUACUCGUCGACGAUUGGCACCGGAAAUGCGGCGGCGAUGCAACAACAGUUGUUCUAUAACAAACGAGGGGACAGCGGCGGCGCUCUGUUUAACUGCCAACAACCGACAUAUCAACAGCAGCAAGAAGUCUUGUACCAGCCUUAUCAACCGGAAUACGGCACAUAUCAGCAACAGCAACAGCAACCGCCACAUCAGCAACCGCAACAUCAACAACAGCAACAACUAUCGUACAAUCAAAUGCAACAACAGCCGAACCAGCAACAGCCAAACCAGCAGCAGCAGCAGCAAUACAAUCAGUCACAACAACAAUCGCAACAGCAGUAUCAACAGCCGCAGAACCAACAAUACCAGUCGAGUCAACUGCAGCAGUAUCAGAGGUUUCCGAAUCAAGAUCAACAGCAGCUGCCGUUGACUGUCGGCGAUAAUUCCCAUCAAUACAGCAUCGAUCAACAACUACAACAACAACAACAACAACAACAACAACAAAAUAGGGUGGACAUUAACUCUGGUCAGAACGUGUCCACUUUAACACUCGGCGGAGUACCGGUUACUUCGGGUGGUGUAAAAUACGAUGUGACGUCGUCGGAACUUAGUUCCACUGCAUUUAGACCACUGCAGCAGCAACAGGGUCAACGUUGCGACAAUCCCACGGCUAUUGCACUGCAGCAGCAACAGCACUAUAUCAAUGGCAACAACUACCAGCAACAACAGCAACUGCAACAGCAACAACAGCCACAGAAUCAGAUGCAGCAACAGCAGCAGCUGCAGAACAGUACUUUACCGCCGGUCAGUGGUACCAGUACGGCCAGAGUAACGGUACUACUAAACUCGUCUUCAGCCACAGCGGACCAGCAGCAGACAGGUGUCAAAGCUUUGACUAGUGGGUCGACGGCGCUUAAAUAUCAGACAGCCGGACAGCAACAAACCUCGUCGUCACAGGCAUCGACUUUGCACCCGACACCGCCGCAGCAAAACACGCCGGUCGGCACGCCCAGGGGCGCCCUGCUGAUCAGUGGCGGGGGACUUGGGCUCAGAGAUUUGACGGCAUCGCCGUCGGACACGCUCAGCGAACCGGACUCGAUGCGCUCGUCGUCGUUGAGGGGUAGCAACGGUCGGGACGGUCGACGUCGGUUGCCCGACUUACCCCCACCAGACCUGGAAAUGGCUGGGGUACAGUGGCCAGCAGCUGCAAACGCUAAACGCCGGGAGCGCAUGAUGCGAGCCAUGAUGGAUAAGUUUAAGUAAGUUUGCGGUGUCGUCGUGCAGCUGCUAAUUCUCAUCGGUCGAUGUCUUUAAUGCGUCUCCAAUUGUUUCGGUUACAAUGAGACACAGAAGGUCCAGGUCUAGAGUACCCAACGAUUGUGUAAAAUAAUUCAGGAUCAUUGACCGAGCAUUUGUUUCA